AUGUCUAGCUGCGAUCUAUUGUUGUGGAGAAACCCUAUCGAGAGUGGUAAAGUGUUGGGGGGUAUCCUUGUGGGCCUCUUGAUCAUCAAGAAAGUUAACCUUAUCACGUUUGUGUUGCGGGUUAUCUACACCGUAAUGCUCACAACAGCUUCGGUGGAAUUCUUGUCCAAGCUAUUCUUGGGCCAAGGUCUUGUGACCAAGUACGCACCAUCAGACUGCGUGGACAUCGUGAGUCUGCUCAAACCAAGAAUCGACGAAUGUUUGAAACAGCUACCUGCGUUGCAAACCAAGGCCAGAAAGCUUGCUCUAGCUAGCUCUCCAAAAUGCACAUUCAAGGCAGCCGGUGUCUUCUAUGUCUUGCACAAGUUCUUCGGUUUCUUCUCCCUCUGGACUAUUUUGUUUGUCGGUACUAUCGGCGCUUUCACCCUUCCAUUUGUUUACCAGACCUAUCAAAAGGAGAUCGAUGCCACCGUGGCUCACGGUGUGGAGGUCGGCAAAGCUCAAGCUUCUGCUCUUCAAUCUACUGUCACCGAAAAGGCGUCUCCAUACGUCAAGCAACUUGAUGAAAAAUUGGGACCAGUCUCCAAGUUUGUCAAGUCCAAAUUGCCUGCCACUAGAACUGCUGGCUCUACUGUCACUCCAGAAUCCACCACUGCCAAACUAGCCGCUGAUGUUCCUCUAGAGGCUCCUGCCACUGCCAAGACCUCUUCCGCCGACUUCCCAACUGCUCCAUCCACCACUCUAGGCCAGAGCAUCAAAGAGGAGGUCUCUGCGGCUUCUGAGUCCUAUGGAGCUCAAGCUAUCAAGGAAUGA
Molecule: messenger RNA, 813 nt
Organism: Lachancea fermentati
Lineage: Eukaryota; Fungi; Ascomycota; Saccharomycetes; Saccharomycetales; Saccharomycetaceae
Source: the annotation of a GenBank genome assembly